GGCUUCCGUGGGCCAUCAGUUUGUUGGCAAUACUCGAGCCCGUCGGAACUGAAAAGAAAAUAUAAAAGAUUUUCUAAAAUAUAUUCCAAAAUUAGAAUACAAUUCGACAGCACAAAUCUCAAAUCUCAACAAUAAUCUCCGACUCACAAGAAUAAAAAACAAGAGACACACAACAAAUGUUUAUCAAUACAAAAGCCAAAGAAAUUGUGAUGUGAUACGAGGCGGAUAAUUAACGCGUCUUUUGAGUUUUUCCCUAAUUUCCUUGAUACCUUUCUGUUGUUAUUUGGGUAAUUUUUAUGUUCAGCUAUUUUCCCAUUUUUUUUAUGAGCUGCUAAGCGUAUUUAUUGCCGAGUGUUUUGGUGUGUUUGCGCGCAAAGUUAAUUUAAAAUUUUUAUGCUUUCGCCAUUUAUGCGCGCCGUUUUUAUGUGCCAAGAGAAUUCAACAACAAAAUCAUAAAUAAAUAUUUUUGGCCGCGAAUGAAAUUGAAAAUCGUGAGCAUACGGACAGUCGCAAAAAUACAUAUUCAUAUCUGGCAACUAAGUGGAUCCAUUCAUUUUUGAAAUUAAACAAAAAGUGCAUUGACAUUGCCGCGCUGUCCCACAAAAUACAAAGUCAAGGUGUUUUCUUGUUAACUCUUGUUAUUGUUGACACUAAAUGUUUAUGUGCAUUUAAAUGCGCGUGUGUGAAAUGCAUUUUAUUUAACGAAUUUAAACGGAAAUAUUGCUAUUUUUGUGUGUGCUUGCGAAAAACGUAAUUUAAGGGCAGAAAUUGAAACUGAAACGGCAGUUACUAAAGCCAAAAACAGAUUGUGUUUCCUGAAUCAAACUAGAACUACAAAACUAACUUAACUACUAACUACGAUUUUAAAAAUCUCUAUAAUUAAACGGUUAACAAAAGCAUCAAAUUAAAGUCAACUACGCGGGUCGGUUGUUGUUUACAAAUACAAAUGAAACCAUAAGCUAUAAACUAUAUACGUGACAAAUAUAUAUUAGUAUCUAUAUACAGACACCCAAAAGACAAGCGUUAAAGAGGCUUUCAAAACUACAUUUAAUGUGAACUUAUUUUAGAACCAUAAACCAAUAAGCAUCGUAAAUAUAUAUAUACAAAGGCUUCAAGAUUGAAUUAAAUGUGACAAAAGCGAAUUAACAAUUAGCCAACUGCUCAACCAAGUCAACUAAAUAAAUAUUUGUUAAUUACAAAGGCCAAAACCAACAAAAAACAGCAACACUAUACAAAUAAAAGCAAACAAAGUUACAAAACGCCGCAAUUGAAAGCUUCCAUUUUAAACAGAAAAUAAAUAUAUAUAACACACAUAUAGCUAAUAUUUUUGCAGUAUAUAUGAACCUAUAAAAAGUAUAUAUAAAAAGUUACUAUUUUCUAUAUAUUUAAUAUAAAUAAUAUACAAAGCUUAUUCUGUGUGUACGUGUUGAAGACAGAAAACAAUACCUUAAAUAUUAAAGAAAGCAAAUAAAAAGAACAACAGAGCAAAUUUCAAUAUAACCACCAAACAUUGGACAUUCAAGUACAGUAUUUAUUGGAGACAAAAACAAUAUUUCAAACUCAAUCGAAUUGACAAUUCACAAAUGCUGCAAUAAGAAAUAAAUAAGAAUAAAAUUAAAUAUUAGCAAGUGACUGAGAAAGAAAUUUAGAGAACAUUACUCCACUUUGGUCAGACAAAUGCUGCAGUACCAGCAACAGCAACCGCAACAGCAACAACAGCAGCAGCAACAGCUACUGCAACAGGAGCAACACCAGCAACUGCAACAGCAACAGCAUCAGCAACAGCAUCAGCAGCUACUGCAGCAACAGCUGCCACAGCAGCGACGGCAAACGUACAAGGAGUACUUGCAGCAACAUCAGCAGCAAAAGCAACAGCUGCAGCAACAGCAACAGAACAACCAGCAACUGCGCAUCUUCCGCGUCCACUACAUCCGCCUGAAUUCCAAGGACGGCGUACCGUCCCUCAACCAGCAGGUCAAUGGCUAUCCCAACGGCUCACCGAAUGGCUCCAAAAUGAAGACCAUAGCGCCGAACAUCCGCCGACGGCGGCGGUGCGAUAAACACCACUUGGAGCUCUACUGCAAUGAGACCACCACACCGCCCACAAGUGUGCCCACCAACACCAGUGGCUCCAGCGGCACCACCAGCACCGGCAUCAGCACCAGCAGUAAUCAGUUGAAGCCCGGCGGCCUGAGGAUACGGGAAUGCAUUACAGCGCCCAGUACGGCGGCCAGUUCGCCGGUGGAUGAGCACAUGUGCAUUCCGGCACCGCCCAUCACACCGCCGCCAGCCUUCCUCACCGAGGGCUACAAACGGUCCAGCACAUCGGUGUCCACCUCGGCUUUGCCCAGUGCCACCAGCAGCAGUCGGGAGACCCAAACCCAAACCCAAACCCAGACGCAGAGCCAAAACCCGACACACAACCAGAAUCACAUGCAGUGUCUGAAACCGAACCUGAUACGCCAGCAGAAGCCAUUUCCCGUAGUUGCCAAGCCACUGGGGCCGCAGAAGCCCAGGACGACGGCCACCAUUGCGGUCACGUUGAACAGCGGCUCCAACAAGCCACGUGCCACGGUCAAGAGGAGUUUAGAACCAAGAAAAGACAAGACUGAUGCACAACAACAACACGGAGGCAAUGGCACAAUAUCCACGCCCAACAUCGAGCAGCCCACCUGCCAGGGCUCCAUGCUGCCGCCACCCGGAGGCGGUGGCCAUCACCAGGUGGACGCCAGUGGCAAGAUGGAGCGACCCAACACGCUCGCCGGCGCCAAUAAGCUGACCCGUCGCGGGGUCAACAUCUGCUACCACAACGAGCACAUGUAUGGCGAAGAUGGAAAAAUGGUGGGUGGUCCGCCGGGCAGCACUCCGCCACCUUAUCCGGGUGGCAAACUACCGCCGGGCGUAAUGCUCAGCGAACUGCCGGAGCCGCCGAUACCGCUGUCGGAGAUCGGACCGAUCCCACCGCCACCGAUGUUCUCCACUCCGAGUCCCACGCUCAUCGCCGGACGACCGCACGGGCCAGGCGCCGUUAACGAUCAGGAUUAUCAGCAGGACUACGACUACGAUGAUAACGAUCCCGAUCAGGAUGAGCUUGACUCGGACGAUGAGUACGCACCGUAUGGUGGCAACCAUGUGCGCAUGAUGGACACGCAGCGCGUCGAGGAAAUUCCAGCCAAAGAGCCCAAACCAAAUGCAGUUCCUCUCAAGUCGGCGCUGAAGAAGAAGGGCGGCAUGCAGCCCGCCUCCGCCUCCACGCCGGUCACGCCCACCCAGGAACAUGGAGCGGGCAGCGCGGCAACGGCGGCGGCCAUGGCAAACAGCAAUGGCGGUAUUGGUUCAAUGGCAGCAGCUGCCGCAGCAGCGGCCCAACAAUCCGCCAACCAACGACCGCUGGUCGUUCGCCAGGAUGCAGCGGGCAACAACUAUUCGCUCAAGCCAAUACUACGACCACGGAUUAGACUAUGCAGGCAGCAAAUGUUCAACAUCCAAUUGCCGUGCACCGUGGAGAACAAGGAGAAUGCCCGGCCCUUUGUGAUACGCGAAAGCAGCAGCGAUAGUGACGAGAGCGAUGGCCAUAUCGUCUACAGGGACGAGGACAACGACAACACCCGGCUGGCCAAGCUGGCACGCAAGGAGUCGCUGUCCCUGAAGCUGCAGCUGCGGCCGGACAAGCAGGACCUGAUCAAUCGCAACAUCCUGCACCAGGUCAACGACAACGAGCUCAAGGAGUCCAAGGAGGCGAUCGGGGCACGCCUCAUCCGCCGGCUGUCCAUGCGACCCACGGCCGAGGAGCUGGUCGAGCGCAACAUCUUGAAAACUCAAUCACCCGCCGAGGAGAAGAAGCAGAAGGAGGAGAAGAAGUCGUAUCUGUUGCGCAAACUCAGCUUUCGGCCGACCGUCGAGGAGCUAAAGGAGAAGAAGAUCAUCAGGUUCAACGACUACAUCGAGGUCACGCAGGCCCACGACUACGAUCGGCGGGCGGACAAGCCGUGGACAAGACUGACGCCAAAGGACAAGGCCGCCAUUCGCAAGGAGCUGAACGAGUUCAAGUCCUCCGAAAUGGCCGUCCACGAGGGCAGUCGGCAUUUGACGAGAUUCCAUAGGCCAUGACGAUUGCAAUGGCAGCAACUUUCCAGCAAAUUACAACAGCAACCCAAGCAGCAAUUGUAUUUUAUGCAGCAUAAAAUUGUCAACAAAUGUUUAAAAGCAAAAAAUUAAGCCAGCAAACUAAAAAUGAAGGAAACUUUCAACGCAAAAAAAAAAAAAAACAAAACAAAAAAAAAAACCAAGCAUAGAAAUGCAAAAAAAUAAAAAUGAAAAAAUCACAAAAAAAAAAAGAGGAAGGAAACAUGAGAAAGCGAAAAUGAAGAUGGAAAGGCCACAUUCAAGAACAUAAUUGAUAAUUUAAGAUUUCUGUUGAUCAUAGCGAGAGUGCCGCUCGGUUUUCUAAUUUUAAGUUCUUUGUUUCACCUCCUUUAUUUGUUAAUUGUGUGUAAAUAAAUUUCUUUCGAUAUUCAUGCCAAUUUCACAACGCAAAUCAAAAUAUCAAUUCGUCUUUUGUAGAAAUGUUAAGUCGCUUUUUGAGUCAAGGCAAUUAUGUAUUAUAUUAUAUAAAAUUAAAUGAUUAAAUAACAAGGAGAAACACUAAAUGAUAUUCGAUUAAAUAUUUACAUUAAAGAAAAACUGGCUGAGAAAAAUUAAUUAAAGCUUAGGCAUUAAUUUACAAUUACUGUUGCUUUCCAUAAAUUUUUAAUUUUUGAAUUAAGCCAACUAAACAACACAAAAAAAAAAAACAAAAAUACAACUAAACAAACAAUUCUAAACGAAAAAUUAUGUUUUACAAUUAAAAUACCUAUAUUAUUGUAAAAAGCUUAAACGUAAACAAAAAACAACACAUUAAACUUAGAACUACCACAUAUGCGAUAAUACGGAAAAAUAAAUUCUAAUUUUUCGAAAGACAUGUUUACGAAAGAUAAUUUUGUUUGUUUUCAUUUUUUUCUAGCCUGAGUUUUCCUAAGUUUCAUUCUCGAUUGUCUUCAAACAUGUACAUACAUAUCGCCAAAGAAAAUUUGCAAAUCUAAAACUUAUCGUGGAGAGAUAGGAAGGAAACCCAAAAUGCAGACAAAGGAAUGCUCAAGCUGAAAAAGAAUGGUACGGGUAGUUAAAGAAAUACCCAAACGUAUAUAAAACUCUAAUAAUAAAUGGCAACAAAAUAUCAGGAAAAAUAAACUGAAGCAAGUUGGACCCAGAAUGAAGUAUUUUAGUGAGGAGAACCAGUAGAAGAAAUAAUUUCAACUUAAGACGUAAGUCACGUAACCUACAACUUUUUAGAGACGGAGUACAGAGUUCGGAACCAGAUGGAACAACAUCAUGAAGAAUAUUUAUUUUGUAAAAGCAGGGAAAAGCGAAACUGUAACUUUUACUCAAGCAUUCCACAUAGUAAACUUAAUCACGAAGAAAAUAUGGAAAAUUUCCAAAACAAAACAAAAAAGGAAAACACAAAAACCAAAAACAAAAACAAAAACAAACAAAACAAAAGCAGAAAAUUGUAAAUUUUGAGGCAAAUGCAAAUUGAAAUGCUCGCGCGUGCUCGUGAAUAUCUAAACUUAAAAGACGUAAAGUAAAUGUAAAACUAAACUAAAGUUAAACUAAAACGUAACGUAAUGAACUCCGUUUCAAAGGACAGUUAGUAAGAUACAGAUACAGAUACAGACACAGCAUAUAAAUUAAACAAGCAACUUAUUUCGAAUACACCCGAUAAAGGGUUAAGCCCGUGGACAUUAGUUUAUUGAUAAAGUGGCGCUUCCUUUGCAAGUUUAAUUCUUCUAAACCGAAAAGCAGCAGGAGACUUGUAAUGUUUUCGGUUUUGGAUAAUCCACGGAAUCAAAACUAUAGCAGUCCUUCGUUUCAAUCCGAAUACGAAUACGAAUCCGAAUCUGAAUCUGAAUCUCUCUCUAUGUCUGCCUCUUGCUUCAAAGCGUUGCAUUGUCAAAGUUAAGCAAUAUAAAUUGCAUAUAUACAUAUAAACAAAUAUAUAUAAAACGGAAUAAAUAAAUUAUACAUAUUUAAUGACUAUACAAAGGCCGAAUAUAUAUAUGUAUAUAUUCAUUUAUGUAUACACCUAUUUAUAUGAGAUGAAUCAGCCGAAGCUAUACAACUCUAUCAAUAUGGGAUAGCAUAGUUUACACUUUUUCUAUGGAGCGAUUUAUAGUGUACGAUACACAAGAAUUAGAGCAGAAGAGCCAGAGGCGUCGUCGGUUUCGAACCCCGACCCCCUUCGAACUCCCCGAGUUCAGUGCAAUAGGAGUAUGCAUGCGAUAUACGCGGUAUGCCAUAUUCGAGCUAUCUAGAACCGACUUUCGUAUUACAGCAGGGCCUUUCCUCCUCGAUCCCCACCAGUUUUCGUUCUUCUGCCAUUGGUUCUUCCUACUCCCUAUUUUUCGACACAUCUUUGCCAAGUUCUGCAGUUGCAGAAACAAAAAUACAUUAAAAAUACGAAUAAAACCAAAAGAUCUAUAGCAAUAAUUAAGAACACCAUGAGCGAUUGGAGCGAAAGAGUUUUUGGGCCCAGGCCGAAGUAAGAAAAAAAAAAAACCACAGAAAAGUUGUGAAAAUUUGAAAAUGCGAAAAGUAAAGAAGUUAAGUACAGUAGAGGAAUAAGUGUAGCGAGAGUUUUGGCAAAUAAAAAAAAAACAGAGAACACAAACAACAGAAAAAUAAUGAAUAAUAAUCACCGACAAAUUGAGAUUUAAUAAAGAUUUAAUUACUUACAAAACUA
Messenger RNA from Drosophila yakuba, 6778 nucleotides. Its product is annotated as protein nutcracker. Gene Ontology annotation, molecular function: actin binding; protein kinase binding. Bases 1678 to 4110 code for a protein of 810 amino acids. The transcript is spliced from 9 exons. The record is from RefSeq and is a predicted model, not a curated record. Gene Ontology annotation, biological process: autophagy of mitochondrion; positive regulation of autophagy of mitochondrion; actin cytoskeleton organization. NCBI's taxonomy places the organism in Eukaryota, Metazoa, Arthropoda, Insecta, Diptera, Drosophilidae.